AUUUGGUUGAUUAUUGAAUAAGCCGAACGUGCGGUUCCGCAUCAGUCGAUGUUUGCGGCCCUCGCAAUCACAGUCACACUUGUUAUUUCAUCGACAACUCACCCUCUGCAUGCAACGAUGACGAAGAAACAGCAUGAAUUGAGGAAUCACAAGAAUUUGCGACUUGUCAUACCGGGCAGCGGCGAUAGCAACGUGGUGCUGCAACAUCCGGUUAAAAACAUCGAUUAUCGAAAGGAGGGGCACGAGGCCAAUGGAGAAAAAAAUCAGAUCUCAGCUGAGCUAGAGGAGAAGGGGGAGAAAAAGGCGACCAUUCAGCCAAUCACAUUCUUCAAACUGUUUCAGUUUACGACCGGCUUCGAGAAAAUGCUCAUGUGCCUUGGCGUGGUAUGCGGCAUAAUCUCGGGCCUUGCGAUUCCGGCCAACAUUUACAUCUUUGGAAAGCUGGUCGGCUCGAUGGUCAAGGCCGAAAUGGGCAGUGGCAUCAAUCCGGAAAACGUCAGCAUUGCCGGCGAUAUGAACAUCACGAACGGAUUCGUGAUGGAGGCGGUGACGGAGUUCGCGAUCGGGAACAGCGCGAUCGGCGUGAUUCUCCUCGUGUUCACCUACUUCGGCGUCAUGCUCUUCAAUUAUGUCGCCCACAAGCAGAGCUUUCGCGUGAGAACAAUGUACCUCCGUUCGGUGCUUCACCAGGACAUCGCCUGGUACGAUCUGUCCAAGAGCGGAGAGGUCGCCAGCAGAUUGACAGAAGACGUGAUCAAGUACGAGGACGGCGUGGGCGAAAAGGUGCCGAUGUUUCUGCACAACGUGUUCGCGUUCAUCGGUAGCCUGGGCCUGGCUUUCUUCACAGGCUGGCAGCUGACGCUGGUCUGCAUGGCCAGUGUCCCAGUGAUGACCCUCGUGUUGGCCUGCAUCGUGCGCGUCAGCUCGACUCUGACUCGCCGCGAGGUCGAGGUCUACGCGGUCGCCGGCUCCAUAGCCGAGGAAGUUCUCGCCGGCGUGAGGACCGUCGUCGCCUUCGCCGGCCAGGCCAAGGAGCUCACUCGCUACACCGCCAACCUCGACAUGACCUACAGGAACAACAUCAAGAAGGGCUUGCUGUCGGGCGUCGGCCAGGGUGUGCUCUGGCUGAGCAUGUACGCGAGUUACGCGCUCUCCUUCUGGUACGGAGUCACGCUGAUUAUCGACGAGAGGGCCAAGCCGUUGGAGGAGCAGACCUACAACGCCACUACCAUGAUAACGGUCUUCUUCAGCAUAAUGAUGGGCUCCAUCAAUCUAGGAGCCGCCACACCGUUCGUCGAGGCCUUCGGAAUCUCGAAAGCGGCAGCGAGCAAAGUUUUCUCCGUCAUUCGCAGAAAGCCGGCUAUUAACAGUCAGACAGACGAGGGUCGCAGGCCCGGCGACAUUCAGGGCUCGAUUCAAUUCAAGGACAUCUGCUUCGAAUAUCCUUCCCGGACGGACGUUAAGGUUUUAAAGGGCUUGAAUUUUUCUGUGAAUCAAGGGGAAACGGUCGCUCUAGUCGGCAGCUCCGGCUGCGGCAAGUCCACUUGCAUUCAGUUGCUCCAGAGAUUCUACGACCCAAGUCGCGGACAGAUUUCCAUAGAUGGCCACGACUUGAGAGAGUUCAAUGUCAAGUGGCUGAGAAAUUGCUUCGGCAUUGUCGGUCAGGAGCCAGUGCUAUUCGAUACCACGAUUGCCGAAAAUAUCAGAUUCGGCGAUCUCGAUGCUCCUAUGGAGAAGAUAGUGCAAGCAGCGAAGGAAGCGAACGCGCAUAAUUUCAUCAUGAAAUUACCGAACAAAUACGACACGCUGGUCGGCGAAAGGGGAGCACAGAUAUCAGGAGGGCAGAAGCAGAGAAUUGCUAUCGCAAGAGCUUUGAUAAAAAAUCCACGGAUCUUACUUCUGGAUGAGGCAACUUCGGCCCUCGAUACGCGAAGUGAAUCCAAAGUUCAGGCCGCUCUUGAUAAAGCUCACAAGGGAAGAACAACAAUUAUCGUAGCUCACAGGCUUACGACUAUCAGAGGAGCUGACAAAAUUAUCGUGAUAUCCGACGGAGGUGUAGUUGAAGAAGGAAAGCACGACGAGCUAAUGGAACGUCAAGGGCAUUACUAUUCACUAGUAACCGCGCAGGUUUCAGAUUUCACGAAAACCAUCAGUAAUAAUAAUAAUAAUAAUAAUUGUCCGGCGAACAAAGACGAUGAGUCGGAUGAAGAUAAAAUAGAGACGAUGCCGAGGAGAUAUGUGACUGUCGAUGAGGCCGUGCCAGUUAAACAGGAGCCAAAUGUAUCAACGUUACGAAUUUUGCAAUUAAAUAGGAGUGAAUGGCCGUAUAAUACCAUUGCAUGCUUGACAUCCAUUGCUACUGGAUUCUCGAUGCCUUUGUUUUCUGUUCUAUUCGGAGAUAUAAUCGGUGUACUGUCAAUACAAAAUCCAGAUGACGUUCGCAGUGAGACCAAUAUUUACUGUGUGUAUUUUGUCGUCGCCGGCAUCGUUAUAGGCCUUUCAAAUUUUGCUCAGGUCUAUCUGUUUCGCAUCGCCGGCGAAAAGUUGACGAUGCGUCUGCGAAGUCUGCUGUUCGAAGCGAUGCUGCGGCAGGAGGUGGGCUGGUACGACGAGCCGUCGAACGGUACCGGUGCUUUGUGCUCCAAGUUGUCGACGGAGGCCGCGGCAGUCCAAGGAGCGAUAGGACAGCGUAUAGGAACGAUCAUCCAGUCUUGCAGUACUAUAUGCCUGUCCAUAGCUCUGGCCAUGUACUACGAGUGGCGCUUAGGACUCGUGGGCAUGGCCUUCAUACCACUGAUUAUGAUCGUUACUUACGUUCAAGGAUUGCUGUUUAGAAAGGAAACCUUGAAUUAUCAUACUUCUCUCGAGUCGUCGACAAAGAUCGCGGUUGAAGCAGUGGGUAACGUGCGCACAGUGAUAGGUCUUAGUCGCGAGGACACAUUUUGCCAGUCUUAUAUGAACUCCAUAAGACCGUCUCUGAGAAUCGCCGUGAGAAACACGCACUAUCGUGGCUUGGUCUUCGGUAUGGCAAGAUCCAUCAGCUUUUUCGCCUAUGCUACCUGCAUGUAUUAUGGUGGACAUCUAAUCGAAACUGAGGGACUAUUCUACGCCAAAGUAUUCAAAGUAUCUCAAGCCUUAAUUAUGGGCACGGUAAUGGUGGCGAACGCAUCUGCAUUCGCGCCUAAUCUGCAGAAAGGAUUGAUAGCGGCUGAGCAGAUCAUUAACCUGAUAGAGCGCAGACCUAGAAUCCAGGACCCUAAAAAUCCAGCUCCUGCUACUUGGGUGUCCGAUGCAAAUGUAGACUACAAGAAGGUGACAUUCGUAUAUUCAACGAGGCCGAGUACGAAAGUUCUAAAUGAAUUCGAUCUGAAGGUUCCAAGUGGACAGACCAUAGCUCUUAUCGGGUCCAGCGGUUGCGGCAAAAGCACAGCAGUGCAGUUGCUUGAGCGAUUCUACGACCCUGACUCUGGUUCCAUAGAGCUGAGCAAGAAUGACAUCCGGGCUGUAAGGCAAUCGGCUCUACGGAAGCAACUCGGUUUAGUUUCCCAGGAACCGACUCUUUUCGCGCGAAGCAUAGCAGAGAACAUCGCGUACGGGGACAACGAUCGCGACGUGCCGAUGCAAGAGGUAAUCGCUGCCGCCAAAAAGGCCAACAUACACAACUUCGUUUCGUCGCUACCGCGCGGUUACGAGACAGUGCUCGGUGAUCGUGGAACGCAACUUUCCGGCGGUCAAAAGCAACGCGUCGCCAUCGCCAGAGCUUUGCUCCGAAAUCCAAAGAUUCUGCUGCUCGACGAGGCGACCUCAGCUUUGGACUCCGAGAGCGAGAAGAUAGUUCAAGCCGCCCUCGACGAAGCAAAGGCCGGCAGGACAUGUAUUCUUAUAGCCCACCGAUUGUCAACCGUUGAGGAUGCUGACAAAAUUUGCGUGGUACAUCGGGGAUCCAUCGCUGAAAGCGGCACUCACGAGGAGCUUAUCGAACAAAGGGGCAUGUACUAUGGACUAUUGUGUUUGCAGAACUAAAUUGUACACCGCGCAGCAGAUCUUUAUACUGAAGUACCAACUCAAGUUUCAAUUGACGAUUUUCCUCGAGUAUAACUGCGUGUGAAGCCGUUACAAUAAAGUGAUUUAAUUGCGGUUGACAAACUAACAUGUAUACGGGUCUGAAUCUAGUUAUAACAUUGAACUUUGAACCUCAAAAAAUGACUGAGCGCUGGAUUUAGCUCUAGUAUUAUAAAUAUAAUAAUUUACACGUACAGUGCUCGUCAGACUUAUACAGGCAUGCAUCGUCGGUAUAUUAAUCAAAAAAACACACACACACACACACACACACACACACGCGCGCGCGCACACGCGCACGCAAAUAAACACGCACACACUCGGCGAUUAUGAUCGUACUAUUCUUUAAUGUGCAACUCAUGGAAUUUUGUCAAAUUCCUUUACAAGUAGCUGAUGUGAGAUGUCAACGAAAUAUAUAAAUUUAAAAUGUA
This is a messenger RNA of Nasonia vitripennis (jewel wasp), 4490 nucleotides long. RefSeq names its product ATP-dependent translocase ABCB1 (gene Mdr49). The record is from RefSeq and is a predicted model, not a curated record. NCBI's taxonomy places the organism in Eukaryota, Metazoa, Arthropoda, Insecta, Hymenoptera, Pteromalidae. The coding region runs from base 49 to 4023 and encodes 1324 amino acids. Gene Ontology annotation, cellular component: membrane. The transcript has 18 exons. Gene Ontology annotation, molecular function: ATP hydrolysis activity; ATP binding; ABC-type transporter activity. Gene Ontology annotation, biological process: transmembrane transport.